Molecule: messenger RNA, 1166 nt
Organism: Glycine soja
Lineage: Eukaryota; Viridiplantae; Streptophyta; Magnoliopsida; Fabales; Fabaceae
Product: bidirectional sugar transporter N3-like
Exons: 6
Coding region: 129-953 (274 amino acids)
Biological process (GO): carbohydrate transport
Cellular component (GO): membrane
Molecular function (GO): sugar transmembrane transporter activity
Source: RefSeq, a predicted model, not a curated record
AGCUUCAGUGUCUGCAUGUGAUUUAGGGGUUGGAUAGCAAGAAACCCUGUAAAGGUUUCUUAACCAAGCAACUCCUAAACCUUCUGGUCAAAUUUUACUUAAAACCCUAAAGCAGACAAAGAGAGGUCAUGGCUCUGAACAGUCACAAUCAUUUGGCUUUAGCUUUUGGCAUGCUAGGAAACGUCAUUUCCUUCAUGGUGUACUUGGCACCCCUGCCAACAUUUUACCGAAUAUACAAAAAGAAAUCCACAGAAGGUUUCCAAUCACUGCCUUACCUGGUGGCACUCUUCAGUUCCAUGCUUUGGCUAUACUAUGCCUCACUCAAGCCAGCUGAUGCUACUCUCCUCAUUACCAUUAAUUCAUUGGGAUGUGUCAUUGAGAUUGUUUACAUUGUCAUGUUCACAAUCUAUGCCACCAAGGAUGCCAGGAACUUAACCGUCAAAUUAUUUAUGGUGAUGAACGUGGGUUCCUUCGCCUUGAUCUUCCUCGUCACCUACUUUGCUAUACAUGGCUCCCUACGUGUCCAAGUCGUUGGAUGGGUUUGUGUAUCUAUUGCAGUUGGUGUUUUUGCGGCACCUCUCAGCAUUGUGGCUCAGGUUAUUCGAACCAAGGAUGUCGAGUUUAUGCCGUUUAACUUGUCACUUUUCCUCACCCUAAGUGCCGUAAUGUGGUUUUUCUAUGGCCUCUUACUCAAGGACAUAUGCAUUGCUAUCCCAAAUAUUCUUGGCUUCACAUUGGGACUGCUUCAGAUGUUGCUCUAUGCAAUUUACAGAAAUGGUAAAACUAACAAUAAGGAAGUUGCUACAAAGGAGGAGAAAGCACUAGAGGCAAUAAUGAAAAACGUUGUUGUGGUGAACCCGUUGGGAACGUGUGAAGUGUACCCAGUUAUCAAUAAAGAGAAUAACAAUGGACAAGGAAUAGAAGGUGCCAAAGAGAAGGAAUGCCCAGUGUGAAAUGGUUUUAAUAUUAUAUAUAUAUAUAUAUAUGCUCAGUGCAAUUGUUACAGACAGAAGCACUUCGAAGCAUACUAGGAAAUGGUUUUUCUCUUUAUAAUAAUAUUGAUAUAUUAUGUGUAUACCCGUUUAUGUCGGUGAUCAACUGUUAUGUUAAAAUAUUCUAGUAAUUUAUUAUGAAUCAUGUUCGUUCUCUAGUUAUCUCAAGAAAAA